UCUUGGAGGUUUGGUUGUCCCUUGCCGGCUACAGAAGAACUGCCCUUCCUUUAGAAACAGGACCAAUACUCCUGGAACACACCGGGAUGCAGGAGUAUGAUGUCAUCGUUUUGGGCACAGGUCUGAAGGAAUGCAUUCUCUCAGGGAUAAUGUCAGUGGGUGGUAAAAAGGUCCUUCACAUUGACCGCAACCCAUACUAUGGAGGAGAGAGUGCCUCUAUCUCCCCACUGGAAGAGCUGUAUAAGAAAUUCCACGUGUCAGGUCCUCCGACGUCCAUGGGCCAUGGGCGUGACUGGAACGUGGACCUCAUCCCCAAAUUCUUGCUGGCCAAUGGGGAGUUCGUGAAGAUGCUACUGUAUACAGGGGUGACUCGGUAUUUGGAUUUUAAGGUGGUGGAGGAUAGUUUUGCAUACCGGGCAGGACGACUUCACAAGGUCCCAUCAACAGAGGCUGAGAUCCACUCAUCAGAUCUGAUGGGCAUGUUUGACAAGCGCAGAUUCCGUAAGCUGCUACAGUUUGUGCUGAACUUUGAAGACAACAGCCCGCGAACCCACCUCGACAUGGAGCCCAAACGCACCAGUACCAGGGAGCUUUUCCACCACUUCGACCUUGGGCCAGACAUCAUUGAAUUCACAGGACAUGCCCUGGCUCUAUACCACAAUGAUGAGUACUUGGACCAGCCCUUCCUCCAGACGAUAAAACGCAUCAGACUGUACACAGAGUCUCUGGCCCGCUUCAAUCACAGUCCCUACCUCUACCCCAUCUACGGGCUGGGAGAGCUGCCACAGGGAUUCGCCCGACUCAGUGCAGAGUAUGGGGGAAUCUACAUGCUGAACUGUUCGGUGCAGGAGAUCAUGAUGCAGAACGGAAAAGUUUCCGGAGUGAAGUCGGAGGGACAGGUAUAUCACUGUAAGCAGCUGAUCUGUGACCCCAGCUAUGUUCCCCAUCGGGUGAAGAAAGUUAGCCGAGUCAUUCGGGUUAUCUGUUUACUUGACCAUCCAAUCAGAUCUACUCACGAUGCCAACUCCUGUCAGAUCAUCAUCCCUCAAACACAGGUCAACAGAAAGUCAGACAUCUACGUUUGUAUGGUGUCUUACACACAUAAUGUUGCAGCGGAGGGGAAGUAUGUUGCCAUGGUGAGCACGACCGUGGAGACCAAUAACCCAGAGAAAGAAGUGAAGCCAGGCCUGGAGCUGCUGGAGCCCAUUCUAGAGAAAUUUGUCUCCAUUGAUGACCUGUUUGUGCCCAAAGAUGAUGGGAGGUUGAGCCAGGUGUUUAUCUCCCGGUCCUAUGACGCUGCCACACAUUUCGUGACAGAGUGUGAGGACAUUAAGGACAUGUACCAUCGCAUUACGGGGUCAGAGUUCAACUUCAGCAGCCUGCAGAGUGCCACGUCGUGGCGGACUGAGUGAAUGACACACAGCACUGCCUGCAGAAUGAUGUACGAUGGUAAAC
Molecule: messenger RNA, 1455 nt
Organism: Conger conger (European conger)
Lineage: Eukaryota; Metazoa; Chordata; Actinopteri; Anguilliformes; Congridae
Product: rab GDP dissociation inhibitor beta-like
Exons: 11
Coding region: 87-1412 (441 amino acids)
Biological process (GO): protein transport; small GTPase-mediated signal transduction; vesicle-mediated transport
Cellular component (GO): cytoplasm
Molecular function (GO): Rab GDP-dissociation inhibitor activity
Source: RefSeq, a predicted model, not a curated record